AUGGCGGUGGAGGACAGCAAGGUGCGGGUUGUGGUCCGGGUGCGGCCGCCCACCCCACGGGAGCUGGAGAGCCAGCGGCGGCCUGUGAUUCAGGUGGUGGACGAGCGCGUGCUGGUGUUUGACCCUGAGGAGCCCGAUGGGGGCUUCCUUGGCCUGAAAUGGGGCGGCAUCCACGAGGGCCCCAAGAAGAAGGGCAAAGACCUGACGUUUGUCUUUGACCGGGUCUUUGGCGAGCUGGCCACCCAACAGGACGUGUUCCAGCACACCACCCAUAGCAUCCUGGACAGCUUCCUCCAGGGCUACAACUGCUCAGUGUUUGCCUAUGGGGCCACGGGGGCAGGAAAGACGCACACCAUGCUGGGAAGAGAGGGUGACCCCGGCAUCAUGUAUCUGACCACCAUGGAGCUGUACAGGCGGCUGGAGGCCUGCCAGGAGGAGAAGCGAUUUGAGGUGCUCAUCAGCUACCAGGAGGUGUACAAUGAGCAGAUCCACGACCUCCUGGAGCCCAAGGGACCCCUUGCCAUCCGCGAGGACCCCGACAAGGGGGUGGUCGUACAAGGACUUUCCUUCCACCAGCCAACCUCAGCUGAGCAGCUGCUGGAGAUGCUGACCAGGGGGAACCGCAACCGCACGCAGCACCCCACAGAUGCCAACGCUACGUCCUCCCGCUCCCAUGCCAUCUUCCAGAUCUUCGUGAAGCAGCAGGACCGGGUCCCAGGUCUGACCCAGGCCCUUCGGGUGGCCAAGAUGAGCCUGAUUGACCUGGCUGGCUCGGAGCGGGCAUCCAGCACCCACGCCAAGGGGGAGCGGCUGCGGGAGGGCGCCAACAUCAACCGCUCUCUGCUGGCCCUCAUCAACGUCCUCAACGCCCUGGCUGACGCGAAGGGUCGCAAGUCUCAUGUGCCUUACCGGGACAGCAAACUGACCCGCCUGCUCAAGGACUCCAUCGGGGGCAACUGCCGCACGGUGAUGAUCGCUGCCGUCAGCCCCUCCAGCCUGACGUAUGAGGACACUUACAACACCCUCAAGUACGCCGACCGGGCCAAGGAGAUCAGACUCGCGCUGAAGAGCAAUGUGGUCAGCCUGGACUGCCACAUCAGCCAGUACGCCACCAUCUGCCAGCAGCUCCAGGCUGAGGUGGCCACCCUGAAGGAGAAGCUCCGAGCAUAUGAGGCGGGAGCCCAGGCCCCACAAGAGGACCUUCCACAGCCCCCCAAAUCGGUCCCUCCACAACAACUCCAGCCCUGCACCCCGGAGCUCCACCCACGGCCUGCGGUCCUUCCAGCAGAGAGCCUCGGGGCAGAGGCCCAGGUCAGGAGAGCCAUGGAAGGGAACUCUUUGGACCAGGAGCAGCCCCCAGAGGACAAGGACAAAGGCCCGGCCCUGGAGCUUCCAAUCCAGGUGCCAGAACAGAGCCUCCGACAGUCACUGCCGGAGUCCCCUGGCCUGAUCCUGGAGCCCAAGCAUGUCGCAGGCCACCUCUCACCACAGAACCUGGAAAGGGACCAUUCUAAGCAGCUGGCGCUGAAGGUGCUGUGUCUGGCACAGCGGCAGUACUCUCUGCUCCAAGCAGCCAACCUCCUGACCCCCGACAUGAUUGCAGAGUUUGAGACCCUACAGCAGCUGGUGCAAGAGGGAAGAGCUGGGCCUGGAACAGAGGCCUCAGGGGCUUCUGGCCCAGCCAGGGGGGCACCUCUGGCUCAGGUGCUGUGUUCAGAAUCAGGUGAGUCUCCUCAGUCCCUGAUCCCUUCUCAAUACCCAGAGCCUCCGGGAUACUCUGGCCCUGUGACGCGGACCAUGGCAAGGCGACGGAGCGGCCUCAUGCACAGCCUGGGGAUCUCCCCGGGGCCUGACUGCGCCUCAGCCCAGGCAUCUCUGCAGCCCAAGAAGAAAAGGAGGAGACUGAGCCCCUCAGAGGAAGAUGGUCCCCCAGCCCCAAAGCCGGGGACCAAGCGCCAGCGCCAGUCCUUCCUGCCCUGCUUGAGAAGGGGGUCCCUGCCUGAGGCUCAGCCUUCAGUCGGACCCACCACCCCCAAAGCGGGGAGGGUCUCUUCUCCCUGCCACUCCCCUCGCUUCUGCCCGGCCACAGUCAUCAAAAGCCGGGUGCCUCUGGGCUCUUUGGCUCUGCAGAACUGCUCCACCCCUCUGUCCCUGCCUGCUCGGGACCUCAACGCCACCUUUGAUCUCUCCGAGGAGCCCCCCUCAAAGCUGGGUUUCCGCGAAUGCACUGGCUGGGAAAACGCGCCCCACAACACUCUGGAUCAGCCCUUCCUCCCCAGUGGACCCGCGGCCCUGUUCACCGUGAAGGGCCCCAAGGCAGCCUCGUCCUUCCCUGAGACCUCAGCCUGCAAGAAGAGGCAUGUGGUGAGCUCCUCAGUCUCCCGCCGCAGCCGCAUUGCCCGCCUCCCCAGCAGCACCUUGAAGAGGCCGGCUGAGUCCCUUGCAACCCCAGAGCUCCCCUUCAGUGCCCACUGCCCUGGCAGCCUGCGGAGCCAGAGGGAACAGAUCAGGGUCAGGGGAGUGCUGUCAGCUGGGAACUGCGUAGCCAAGGUGUCCUGA
This is a messenger RNA of Pteronotus mesoamericanus, 2559 nucleotides long. It is a transcript of the gene KIF18B, whose product is annotated as kinesin family member 18B. The transcript is spliced from 16 exons. The record is from RefSeq and is a predicted model, not a curated record. NCBI's taxonomy places the organism in Eukaryota, Metazoa, Chordata, Mammalia, Chiroptera, Mormoopidae. Gene Ontology annotation, biological process: microtubule-based movement. The coding region runs from base 1 to 2559 and encodes 852 amino acids. Gene Ontology annotation, molecular function: ATP binding; microtubule binding; microtubule motor activity.